AUGGCUGUGGCAAACUUUUUCAACCAGUGCCGGGCGUCAAACAGCCAGAAAGUGAACCACAUCCUGAUUUCCACCAUCAUUGAUGACACCAAUAUGAGGCUUUCGACUACUUUGCCUGAAAACAAGGAAUGGAAGAGUAGCAGAGUUGUCUCCGUAAUGAACACCAUACAAACUCUGACCGUUAGCUACGGAAAGCUUGAGGGUGGAGAGUGCCAGUGCCACAGGAGCUUCUCAGUCCACACACCGAUGGUAUGCUUGCCGAAGGCGGAUCAAGAUAGUAUCGGCUCGGAGCUUCUGAGCAGACUGUUUCUUUUCUUGGGCAAAGUGACGAGAAGGUUUGUGGAGUUCGAUGUCCCAGAAGAUCUGGCAGCAGGUGUUCUCAUACAAGCACUUGGCAUUUGCUUUGACUCGCUUGUUACGAAUUUGGCAGUCUUGAAAAAGAUUCGCCUGGCAGUUGCUGCAAAGCAUGCCUGCUCAAGUGCGGGGCAACAACAGGUACACCGCACGCUACACCCUAUGUUGUCAGUGUGCUGCCUGAUUCAUCAAUUAGCGCUGUCACGAAAGCCGCUGUUGACCGGCUUCAGCGGAUACUUCAGUUCUGUUGUGCGGCUGGGACACCUUUUUGAGGUGCAUAGUUUUCGCACCCAAUUUAGGAAAGCAUUGCUCAGUGUGGUCUAUCAGAGCUACCGCUACAUCCCUGUCGUCGAGAUGCCGCCAGACACCCGACAGUGGAGAGACGCUCGCAAUCAGAUUUGCGGGCUGGUAGCUCACAACUCCAGCAGAUAUAACAAGAGGCGACUGGAUUUGCAUGUUCAGCUCAUGAAAUAUGACAACGGUUGUCCCGAAUCUGAUGAAAUUGUUCACUAUUGUGUCGGCUCUUGCUGUGAUGGCCACAGUCACAGUGACAAAUCCAAGUUUGCUGCAACCCAGAUUUGCAAGUAUUUCGGCCUACUGUUUUCUUUUGGCUUCCCGGUGCCGUUGAUGUACCGCUGGGUCCAUGCCAGUCGAGAAGGCUGCCGCCUGCACAAUCUGUUGACACGGACGAUGGCAUAUCUUUCCGAUGGCCCUCAAGAACAAGAUCCAUCAUUGGAUGAUUUGUUCCAGGCAGUUGGGUUCUGCCCAAAUGCCGGCGAUGAGUGGUCUCACGAGGCUGGGAAUGACGGGCAGACUUGGCAAGCCAUCCUCAUGGAGGUGCUCGAUACGCAGGGGCUUUCAGCUGCUGAAAUCAACCGCAAGCGGAAAAGGCUGACCUUUCAAGCUUUCAGGGACCCAACCAUGAUUUCCAAAACCGUGGCUCUGGAGUCUUUGGUUUCGCCAAAUGUGGGCAAAAUGCACAAAUUCUUUCAGAGAAGCGCAGCAAUUGCAGAGCUCUUGCGCUUGCCUUCGACUGAAACAACAAAGAUGGAGAUUGACUGCCUCAAACGAAAGUACCUGGACUGGAACUAUGGUUGGACUUGGGCCUGGACAAACUUGACUGAACAGUUGAUUGUGGAUUUCCAAAGUUUGGAUUUGAAGCUCUGUGAUGAGUCGCAAUCUAUUUUCUUGAGCUUUGCUUCAGGCCAACUUGGACGAGACUUGGUGGAGGAUUACGUUCAGCAGCUCCAAGCCUUUCCCACACUUCACAUCCAUGAAGUGUCGAAGGAGUUCUUCCGCAUGUCUUUACAGGCCAUGGCAGACAACUGGCGAAGACUUGUCCUCCCAACGGAGACAUUUCCCUUCUUACUGUUCAGAUUGCUUGACUAUGACGACAACUGUCGCUUUUUUCAAGAGCUGGCCAACCUGAAGAAAAAGCAGGACAAGUGUCAGAGAUGCGUGGAUGUGGAAUUUUCUUCCGUUGUUUUCCAAUUCAUUGACUUUGAACGCCCAUGCGAUGAUCCUGACACCAUUGCAAAAGUAUCUCAGAUCCGGCAUUUCCUGCGAGAUGUCUGCAUUUACAGCCCGAUCACCUCUGACUUGGUCGAAUGCCUCCACGGAUACAGUCAACAUUUGCUUCAUCGAUGGAGGGGCGUUAAGCCAAGUGAUGCAGUCUCUCAGCAACGGGUUUUGUGGACUCAGAUUUGUCGAGGCUUUGGCAAGUUCAAGGAAUGGAUGUGGGAUCGCUUCGGAGACAAGAACUCCUCCCACCGCUGGUUCAAGUAUGGGUUGGUAUGCCACAAUCAAUACACAUCCAAUGUCAACAAGGUGAAGGCAGUUGCCAGGAACAAGGCCAACUCCUUGUCCUUUGAGCAGAUGGAUCAUCUUCUGGCUUCUGGGGGCUCGUUGCCUCCUCCACGAAAGGUUUGCGGAUGGAACAUCUUCCAGAGGGAGCAAAUGGCUGGUUCACAGUUGGAUCCUGCUGCUUGGAAAUGCAAACUUCAUGAAUGCAGUCAGAAGUGGGCAUCUCUGGGCCCGCUCGAGCGGGAUCGAUAUGCUGCAUCUGCAUUGGCUGAACAAGCUUUGAAGGAAGAUGCAGCCCAUGAUGUUUUUCCAUCCAAACAUGCGCUGUCCAUGAAAGAUGGCGAUGGUCAGCGCAGAGAUGCUGCUGUUGACCAACUCCCACGCAAUGCCGCCUGCUCUAUCUCGAAGCAUCGGUUUUUGGCUACCUAUGCCAAUUUCAAGUCAAGAGAGGAGUGGGUCCAGCUGGAUGGGGGCCUUUGUUCACCAGAUGGAGCUCUUGAUUUGGACAAGAUUGACCUGGACGCCACUGACGAGGCUGUAGAUGAGAUUUGGGGCAAAUUUGCUGAACCGGUGCGAGGCUUACAUGAGGAUUGGAACCAACAUCAGGAUGCAGCCGUCCAUCACACUGUGUGCCUCUCUGAGCAGGGCUUCUGCGUCUCAUCCCUCUCUGCUGAGAAGAUGGCGAAGGUGACGAAAUUUGUCCAGAGCAUGGGCACACUUAUGCCUGGCUCUCUCAUUCAGCUUCAAAGCGCCGCAGGGCUCGACACCGAGAUGUUCUAUUUUUUGGGGGUGCUGAUGAAAAAGCCACGGAUGCACGUUCUCAUCAAAGGGUUCUAUUCUCCUUUAGCGGAUGGCACUUCAAGAGUCGGUAUCCUGGAGCCUUCUUCUGGCAAAUGCAUUUUUUUCACCAGCAGCCAAGUCUUUGCGAGUCUUUUGAACAUGCCGGGGUCCUUUCCGAGUUCUGAGUCGAUACCUUUUGUGGUUCAUACUUAUGCAGUGCCAUCCUUUGAACCUUUGCUGGGGGUUCGGUUGACAACAGCCUCAGAAAGGAAGCAUUUUUCGACUUCCAAGAUGCCGACAAAAGCUUCAAAGGCCAAAGCAGCAAAGCCAGUCCGACUGCCACUGGGAUUGACAGAAUCUCCGCGUAAGAGAAAACGGGGAAAACCCAUGGCGGGUCAGGGUUCUACGGUCAAGAAAGCUAGGGCAACAACAACAACAAAAGGGUCUAGUGGCCGUGACAACAGCAGCAUAGGCGUCGUUCGCGAGAUUGACCCAGACAUUGCAGCUUUGCUUGCAGGCCAAAACCAAGAACCUUCCAGCGAGGAAGAUUCCGACUUGGAUUCCACUGAUUCUGAUAAUCACUCUGAUAGUGACUCAAGUGACUCGAGUGACUCAAGUGCAGAUUUGGCAGGUGAUGACUUGGCUGAGCAACCAUUUCUCACGCCAGAGGCAGCUGAGGAAGAAAGGCAAAUUAGCCUUGUGACUCAGAGCCAUUGCCAACUCAUGGAGCUUCGGGGCGAACCUGUUCACCUGCAGGCUUCAGUUCCAGACAACUCAGGGUUGGAUGAGGUCAAGGCAUUGGCCAAAGCUGGCAAGACAUUCUGCAACCAGGUUGUCGGACUUGUGGAACUAGGUGUUCAAGCCAACAAUAGAUUGGCAACAUGUCGCCAUUGCAACACCAAGAUUGCCCGCGGUGGAGUCCGAUUUGGAUAUUCUUACAAUGUCCGGAAGUUUCAUGCAUGGGUGCAUGCAGGUUGCAUUGUGUCAUAUCUUUCGGAACAAAAGGCAAACAUCCAGCAAGCAUUUGAAUUUCUUGAGGACAUGGAAACCAAAGAUUACCCUGCGAAUGUCAAAACUGAGAUUUGCAAUGUGAAAAGGGGGUUGAAGUCGCUUGCUGGAUGA
Messenger RNA from Cladocopium goreaui, 4059 nucleotides. NCBI's taxonomy places the organism in Eukaryota, Dinophyceae, Suessiales, Symbiodiniaceae. The record is from the annotation of a GenBank genome assembly.